UAACUAUGACAUUGCGUUGGCUACACUGAGAAACACUGAACGUACUCUCAAGAAGGAUCUACAUUGGGCGGAAACCUAUGACAAUCAGAUGAAAGACAUGGUGGAGCGUAACGUUGCACGCAAGUUGACAAAAGAGGAGCUUCAACAGUGGUCUGGUCCAGUGUAUUACAUUUCACAUCUGGCGGUGCUAAAUCCCAAGUCCAACUCAACACCUGUCCGUAUUGUGUUCAAUUCAAGCCAAGUCUGUCACGGAAGGUCUCUUAAUUCAUGUCUAGCUAAAGGACCUGACUGCUACUUGAACAAUCUUCUUGGAAUAUUGUUGCGUUGGAGGGAAGGACACACAGCUCUUGUAGGAGAUAUUAGGGUUAGGGUUAGUUAUUAGAUGUUCAACUCCAUUCAUCUGGACCAUCUAGAACAACACUGUCAUCGUUUCUUGUGGCGGGACUUAAACUCUGAUCGAGAUCCAGAUGUAUAUGUGAUGACACGUGUCAMCAUGGGAGACACCCCUGCACCGGCGAUAAGCACAGAAGCCGUGUACAAAACAGCUGAACUUUUCCAGAAAGAUAGUCCACGAGCAGCCGAUCUACUUAAGAAGUCCACUUACGUUGAUGACCUGAUUGACUCCUGUUUAAAUAAAGCUGAAGCUGUUAACCUCGCUCGAGAAGUGGAAACAAUGCUAAAGAAAGGCGGUUUUAAAGUGAAAUGUUGGCAACUGAGUGGUGAACCUACCCCCCGCAUUGGUAAAUUACAGCUUACUGAAACCRAAUCUACCAAGUCUGARGACACKGAGGAAAACACAGCGYCUCAAGACAAGCAUAAGAUGUUAAAAGGCACAGAUGAGAAUGUGAAAGUCCUCGGCAUAGGCUGGGAACCACAGUCUGACGUUCUGGUUUAUGAAGUUACACUKAACUUUAGCAAGAAGAGAAAGGGGGUUCGGUCUGAACCAAACUUGACUGAAUCAGAUCUACCUAAAGCUAUUCCUGUCAUMCUUACACGUAGRAUAGUGUUAGCKCAGCUGAUGGCAUUGUACGAUCCGCUGGGAUUGGUUUGUCCCUUUACCUUAAUUGGUAAGCUGUACCUGAGAGAAACAUGGUCAAGGAGGCUUGRAUGGGACGACCCACUGCCUGAUGACCUACAURCAAAGUGGAAACAGUUCUUUACUACCUUAUUCCAACUUGAGCGUCUCAAGCUGCCUAGAUGUCUGAAGCCUGAAGAUGCUACUGGUAAUCCCUGGCUAGUACUCUUAAGUGAUGGAAGCGACCUUGCUUAUGGCUUUGCUGCUUACAUCAGAUGGCAGUUGCUCAGCGGCGGUCACUGGUGCAGACUUAUCAUGGCCAAGUGUCGCAUUGCACCAGUUAACAAGUUGUCAACCCCACAAAUGGAGUUGAAUGCUGCAGUGCUCUCGAAGAGAGGCAGGAAGAUCAUCGAGAAGGAGAUGAGAUUUAGCUUUGAAAGAGUCUUGCAGAUAGUUGAUUCUGAGACAGUCUUGAACAUGAUUAACAAAACAAGCACNAUAAUUCUUUGCUGA
This is a messenger RNA of Exaiptasia diaphana, 1528 nucleotides long. RefSeq lists its product as uncharacterized. The record is from RefSeq and is a predicted model, not a curated record. The transcript has a single exon. Lineage: Eukaryota; Metazoa; Cnidaria; Anthozoa; Actiniaria; Aiptasiidae. Bases 383 to 1528 code for a protein of 381 amino acids.